This is a messenger RNA of Amoebophrya sp. A25, 1239 nucleotides long. The record is from the annotation of a GenBank genome assembly. NCBI's taxonomy places the organism in Eukaryota, Dinophyceae, Syndiniales, Amoebophryaceae.
AAGCUUUGUUUCACAGGAUGAGCAUUGUGCAUUGAAUUUUGGCUACUCGAGUCUACUCCUUCUUCUAUUAAUAUGUUCGGUACGUGAGCCAGUACCACAAAACAAACCAUGGAGACGAAACAGUCUCUCCCUAAACAAGAUAGAAUUAUGGCUGUUCGUCGAAGGGGGCGGCAGCCGGCUAGCGGAACGAAGCUUUUUUCAACGAUUAUAGGGUCUACUACAGUUGCGAGAUUCUUCGUUGCUCCUGUUGUACUUCUAUCCCGCGUUGUAGUGGCUGGAGAUGAGCCAUCAGGACUUUUUGCGCAUUCACCUUUUGGGGGUCACAAUCCUGGCCCACAACGUCUUUCAGGUCAUGGCGGAAGUUUCUCUGAACAGUUCGUAGUGCGAGGCUCCACAGCUUUCGCCCCUCAAGAUAGUGCGACUUCGGGUGACAAUUCGGUACCAGAUUCAUCUGCUGUUCAUGCUGCGGAAGCAACGGGUCAAACAGGGAAAUUGGGAGAAAAGAUGACCGUACCUCCAGCAAGUUUUCCCACAGAUCAGAGAAGUAAAGGUCAUCAAGCGGAUGGAGAAUCAGCUAGUGCUACUGGUACUACCGAAGAUGGGUCAGGCUCGGGCGGUUUUUACGCACCUUCAAACAAGAAAAGUAAUGGAGCGCCCCUGCCGAAUCUUUCACAAGGUCGUUCACACCAUCUGAAUCACGACAGCGUAGACGUCCCGUCCUCGACUACAACCGCGCCAAGAUCAUUUUUCGCAUCAGUGCAACAGUACGUCGAUAGCGCCCAUCCGACUCUCUUUCGAGGAUUGGUCGUGCUUGCUGGUGUGGCGCUGCUUCUGGUGGUGCUCGUCCUCGUAGAAAAAUGCUGCUCUCGACGGUCAGAGGAUGUACGAGGCAUCUCAGUUUCAGGGGAAACAGCUACACUCACAACGCGCUUGACUGCGCCUGUAGAUGAAGAUUUACAGUCAGCAGAAUGAGGAAAGCAUGGGCAUGAGGCGAGCGUUGAUAUCACUACACCAAUUUGCUUCUGACUUUCUUUUUCGAAUAAACAAGUAACUAUGCAUGAUGUAUGAUAACAAGCCCACUGACUUUGGAAGAUCAACUCCGUCUAUCACUUGCUCGGGACCACAAAGAACAACGCGCAUUUGACUUCUGUAAACAAGGUUUCACUGUCGCAUUUGAGGGGCACCUCGCGCGACGUACUGUGCAUAGCGGUCGCUCUGAUGUUUAUGUGGAAACGCUAC